Fibroporia radiculosa is the source of this 1383-nucleotide messenger RNA. RefSeq lists its product as uncharacterized. The record is from RefSeq and is a predicted model, not a curated record. Bases 1 to 1383 code for a protein of 460 amino acids. Gene Ontology annotation, biological process: unsaturated fatty acid biosynthetic process. Gene Ontology annotation, cellular component: membrane. Lineage: Eukaryota; Fungi; Basidiomycota; Agaricomycetes; Polyporales; Fibroporiaceae. The transcript has 12 exons. Gene Ontology annotation, molecular function: heme binding; stearoyl-CoA 9-desaturase activity.
AUGGCCAUGACGCCCUCAACCCCCCCGCCCCAGCCUCGCUCUGAGAUCUGGUGGUCCAAUGGCAUUUUCUUUGUCCUUCUCCACGUCGCCGCCGCCAUAGGCGUCUAUUACUAUCCCAUCUAUUCCGUCCCUCGGGCAACCUUAGUUCUGUCUCUCGUCCUCACCCAAGCCGCUAUGAUGGCUAUCACGGUUGGGUAUCACCGCCUGUAUUCCCACAGGGCGUUCCGUGCCGCAUAUAGUGUCAGAGUCCUGCUUGCUUUACUUGGUGCAAGCGCCAUGCAAGGCUCGAUCAAGGUGAGCCACUCCCGCCUCAUUGGGUAUGGUCUCUCUCAAGCCAACUUUUUGGACAGUGGUGUCACAUCGACGUCGAUCAGGAGUGUCCGACAUCGAUUGCAUCAUCGUUUUACGGAUGAUCCAAUACAUGACCCAUAUGCUGCAUCGCGGGGCUUUCUGUGGUCCCACAUGGGCUGGAUCUUCUUCAAAUCGCGCUACGAGCGCAUGGAACUGAUAGACAAGGACGACUUAGAUCGUGAUCCAGUUGUUCAGUUCCAGCAUCAAUACUUUAUUCCACUUGCGGUUGUUCUCGGCUUAGUCGCUCCCCCCUUCAUCGGGUUGCUAUGGGGAGACUUUCACGGGUGUUUUGUGUGGGCUGCUCUGGUCGCGCGUUUACUGAUUUGGCAUUCUACGUUCUUCGUCAAUUCGUUGGCUCACUGGGACGGACUACAGCCUUACACGGAUGAAAAUACGUCCAAGUCUAAUCUCGUGGGUCUCAAUUUCCUCAUAGCACCGAGGAGGACCCCAUUUAACGUUCAACACACUCUAUUCUUUCCGACGGUUGCGGUUCGACUGUCUUACGGUCUUUUACCUCAGCACCAUGCCUUUCCGCAUGACUACCGUUCGGGACCUGAUCCGUUCGAUUGGGACCCAUCCAAGUGGGCUAUCCUCCUUCUUCGCUUAACAGGCCUGGCUUCGGGGCUCAAGCAAGCUCGUCCCAGCGAUAUUAGCGAGGCACAGGAUUACAUGCUUCACAAGGUGUCAGCCGAGGAAUAUGUUGACAGCUCAAAGGGCGAGAAAUCAACCGAUGAUUGGGAGGGGGACAGAUGGACGUUUGCGGAAGUGAAAUCCCAUGUCGAAGCCGCACGGUUAUCUGGGCGGUGCAUACUCAUCAUAGACGGAUAUGUGAUUGAUGCUACAUCGUAUCUGGGAGAACAUCCUGGAGGCAGUAGCCUUCUUCGAGCAUAUUCUACUAAUACGAUCACAGAUCUUGGCGAGGUAGAGAAACGGGCCGCUUGGGCGUUCAACGGUGGUAUGAACAACCACUCACGAGCAGCGAAGAAGCGAUUGCAGGAACUGCGAGUUGCUCAGAUCGCACCAACGCUAUAG